Lepisosteus oculatus (spotted gar) is the source of this 2171-nucleotide messenger RNA. It is a transcript of the gene f9a, whose product is annotated as coagulation factor IXa. Gene Ontology annotation, biological process: blood coagulation; proteolysis. Gene Ontology annotation, molecular function: calcium ion binding; serine-type endopeptidase activity. Lineage: Eukaryota; Metazoa; Chordata; Actinopteri; Semionotiformes; Lepisosteidae. Gene Ontology annotation, cellular component: extracellular region. The record is from RefSeq and is a predicted model, not a curated record.
GCGAGAUGAGAAAGGCCCCCCCAGAGCAACAGAGUCUAGCUAGGAAUGCAUGGAAGAUCUUUAAAAAGAAGGUUCACAUCUCGAACACACUUCCGCUGACACUCACACAUACACACCACCUCGCACCAUACAACCAAUCGGUACAGUCAACACAACAAUCCACUCCACCAAAUUGCACUCAGAAUCCACACAAAUACAACACAAACACACACACACACAACCUGUCUGACUGUGGGUGUGUGUCGACAGACACACCACUCUAGAGAUUGAGGUAACCUUUUGUGUCCCACAAUGUAAACAGCCUGCUGUACUUUGGAGCGCUUCAUCGAUUAGAUGACUGAUUUCUCCUGUCUUCUCAAUCUGAGGAUUUCUCAGAGUAGACAUGAUGGCAAAAAUCUUCUUGCUUUUUAUUAUCUCUGUGGUGACACAGGAAUGUAGCCACAACUGUGAAGCUUCGGUCUUCCUCUCUCUGCGCUCGGCCUCCGACGUGCUGAGGAGAGAGCGGCGCUACAACAAGGGAUUUUUAGAGGAGAUGUACCCCGGGAACCUGGAGCGCGAGUGCUUUGAGGAGAAAUGCAACUUCGAGGAGGCCCGAGAAGUGUUUGAGAACAAGGACAAAACAAUGGAGUUCUGGUACAAAUAUGUUGAUGGAGACCAGUGUGCUUCCUCGCCCUGUCAGAACGGAGGCCUGUGUAAAGACGACAUCAAUUCCUACGUCUGCUGGUGCACCAGUGGGUUUGAUGGCAAGAACUGUGAGAUAGAGACUGUCCGGCGGUGUGAUCUGAACAAUGGAGGGUGCAUGCACUUCUGUGAGCCGCACCCUCAGGAAAAGGUGGCGUGUUCCUGUGCGAAGGGAUACAAGCUGGCUGAGAACAGGAGGGACUGUGUGGCUGAAGCCGCAUUCCCCUGCGGAAAGCUGGGCCUGUCUGUCAGCUCCAGCCUGGCGGGCUCCCAGUCUGUGCGCAGGAUCGAGGCGGACAACGAGACGGAGAGCUCCCUUCCGGACAACUCCACCGCCACGCUCACCCCCAUCCUCGCCGACAAGAAACAGGAAACGCGCAUCGUGGGAGGCAACACCUGCCAGCCCGGAGAGAUUCCCUGGCAGGUGGUGAUGAUCUACAAAGCCAAGGCCCAGUGGUUCUGUGGGGGCUCCAUCCUGAGCCAGAACUGGAUCGUGACAGCAGCUCACUGCUUUGGCAAUAAAAUUCCUCUUCGCUCCAUCAUCAUCAGGGCAGGUGAGCACGACCUGACCAAGGACGAGGGCACGGAGAGCAACCACCACAUCGCGGAGGUGAAGAUCCACCCCCAGUACAACAGCACCAGGAGCCAGUACAACCACGACAUCGCCCUCGUGCGCCUCCGCGAGCCCAUCGCCCUCCGGGAGUUCGCCGUGCCCGUGUGCCUGGGGCCCAAGGACUUCACCGAGGGGCUGAUGCAGCCGGGCGACGCCGCGGUGGUGAGCGGCUGGGGCAAGCUGGCGCAGGGCGGGGCGCAGUCCGUCGUGCUGCAGAAGGUGGAGGUGCCGUUUGUCGACCGCAAGAACUGCAAGAUCAGCAGCCAGACCGAGGUGUCGAGGAACAUGUUCUGCGCCGGGUACCUGGGGGAGAAGAAGGACUCUUGCCAGGGGGACAGUGGGGGUCCCCAUGUCACCAAAUACAAGGACACCUGGUUCCUCACGGGCAUCGUCAGCUGGGGGGAGGGCUGUGCUUUGGAUGGCAAGUACGGCGUUUACACCAAGGUGUCGCAGUACUACAACUGGAUCACAAACAUCCUGGGCGCCGGCCUCUGACCUGCGGCUCCGCCAGGCAUGUCCGCCUCUUCCCAGCUGCACCUGCGAUGAAAGCGUCCACAUUCCUGCUGUAUUUAGAUAGAGUCCACAGCACAGAACCACGGCGCUGCACAUGCCCCGGAAUGGAAAUCUUCUCCACCUGUUGAAAAGCGAGCAUGAUGAAGUGAAAAUGAAGUUUUUGCGAACUGUAGUUUAGUUUUCCCUGUAGUCAUAUGUGUGCGAGCUCCUAAACUUAACCCUGUAGUCAGUGCAGACUUGCAUUAUGGCUGAACACUAUGACAUUACAAUGGUAGUCUCUAACUGCGAUUUGCUCUCUCGGUGCAUUUAAACAAAAGAGACAUCAAACUAACUAAUAAAUUAAAUUUAAGGCUUUGAAAAUUGA